Hemisphaericaspora subhashii is the source of this 748-nucleotide messenger RNA. RefSeq lists its product as uncharacterized. Gene Ontology annotation, molecular function: RNA binding. The transcript has a single exon. The annotation marks the transcript as partial. Gene Ontology annotation, cellular component: catalytic step 2 spliceosome; intracellular anatomical structure. The record is from RefSeq and is a predicted model, not a curated record. Lineage: Eukaryota; Fungi; Ascomycota; Pichiomycetes; Serinales; Debaryomycetaceae.
AUGGAACAAUUACAAACAGGUAAAGGAGUGCGAAGAAGAAGACUUCUGCAUGACUUCAGCGAUGAUGAGAACGUACAUGAUGAAAUACUAAAAGAAAUUGAGUCUGAAGCAAAACCUCAAGAGACCCUGCCAACACAACCACAAAAUCAACAACCACAGAGAAUACGAUCUCAGCAAUACCAGGAAAGACAAUAUCACAAGAAACCAAAACACCACCAUCGAUCUAACGAAUAUGAACUCCCCCAAGAAUCAAAAUCAAAACGUGACCUCCUCCAUCAAAAAUCAUCAGAGCCUUAUAAAUCAAUCAAUUGGGAAACAGAACAAUUCAACAAAGCAAACCAACUAUCCCUCCAAACCGAAGAUAAAAUCUUACACGAGGAUGCUGAUCAAGCUGAAUAUGAAUUCGUGUUUGAUGAAUCUCAAUUUGUGAACUAUGAAGAAGAUGAUGAUGAAGUCUUACCUGGUGAUGAAUUGGCACAAUCUACCAUCGAGACGAAAUUGAAUGAUAUUGAAAAAGUGAGGAAAAGUUUACCGGUAUUUUCAUACCGUCAAGAAUUUCUUGAUAUUUUGGAAAAGAACCAAGUGUUGAUCGUUGUCGGAGAAACUGGAUCAGGGAAGACUACUCAAUUACCACAAUAUCUAUACGAAGCUGGAUAUUGUCAGGAUAAUAAAAUGGUGGCAUGUACACAACCUCGUCGAGUCGCCGCCACCUCGAUUGCGAAUCGGGUUUCAUAUGAAAUGAAUGUGA